Molecule: messenger RNA, 270 nt
Organism: Desarmillaria tabescens
Lineage: Eukaryota; Fungi; Basidiomycota; Agaricomycetes; Agaricales; Physalacriaceae
Exons: 3
Coding region: 16-180 (54 amino acids)
Source: RefSeq, a predicted model, not a curated record
UGGGGACUUCGAGUUAUGGCCCUGAUUAUCGCUUUGUAUGCGGAUUUGACGACGUCUGUACCGAUGUUUGUUUCGGGAGCACUGUUUUUGAUAGCGGGGUCAUACCGCUGCUGUUUUCGAGUCGAGGGGGAAAGACGGCCCCGUGAGCCCACGAGAUUACUUAUGAUUUCAAUUUCUUGAAAUAACCGGCUUGGACAUAUAUUAUCCUACACGAUGAUACAACUCAAUUUAUCAUAUAGCCAAGUCAUGGAUCUGAGGUCUGUUGUCCGG